AUGAUUAAGAAUAUUUUGACCAUCCCAACAACAAAAAGUAUUUCUCUUUGUAAUUAUUUCUCUAUCUGGAAUAAUAAUAAAUUAUGUAAAUCAUCAUUAUUUUAUUUUCAAAGAAAAUAUCAUUCAUUGAACAAUGAAGAAUUUUUAAAAAAGUUUUUUUGUAUUGAGAAGGAAGUACAAAAUGCUUUAUUUGAGAGAAAGCCCAUUGUAGCUUUGGAAAGUGCUUUAAUUACCAAUGGAUUAGAAUAUCCUAUUAAUCUUGAAGUUGCACUUAAACUGCAGGAAAUUAUUCGUAAUAAUGGUGCAGUCCCUGCCACAAUUACAAUACUUGAUGGAAAAAUAAGAGUUGGAAUUGAAAAUAAAGAAUUGGAAAGAAUUGCCGAGCCGAAUAAUCAAAAAUGUUCUUUAAGAGAUUUGGCAAAUUUCCUCGUCCAGAAGAAGAUUGGUGGCACAACAGUUGCCGCAACAAUGUGGAUUGCACAUCAAGCUGGGAUCAAAGUUUUUAGUACUGGAGGAAUUGGUGGAGUACAUAGAGGAGGGGAAAAAUGUAAGGGAAAAAUAUAUUCUCAAAGUUCCUUUUUUAAAGCAUUAGACAUAAGUGCUGAUUUGGUAGAACUAGGUCGUUGUCCUAUAGCUAUUGUUUGUGCUGGUGUUAAAUCUAUUUUAGACAUUGGUAGAACAUUAGAAUUCUUAGAAACACAAGGUGUAAAUGUUCUUGUUUUCGACAAAAAACCAAACUUUCCCGGCUUUUUCAUACCUCAAACAGAGUUUCUGGCACCACAUUGCACUGCCUCAAUAGAAGAAAUAUCUGACAUAAUUGUUUGUUCUCAACAAUUGGGUCUACAAAAAGGUAUUUUGAUUGCCUGUCCAAUCCCUGUUGAAGAUAAAUCCAAAACAGAAUUAGUUCAGCAUUCUAUUAGUCAAGCAUUGAAUGAAGCUAAUUUAAAAAAUAUUUUUGGAAAUAAAGUAACUCCAUUUGUACUUAAAAGAGUUGCAGAAUUGAGUAAAGGAGAAAGUUUAAGACUUAAUAUUUCUCUAUUAGAAAAUAAUGCAAGAAUAGCUUCCCAAUUAGCUAAUUUAUAUACAAAUAAAAUUAAAAAUACCCCUAAAACGAUGGAAGAUGAAGAUAAAAUAUUUGUUUCCUCCCAAAUAAAAAAUACUAAAAAUGAGAAACCUUUAGUUUUUUGUAUUGGUGCUUCUAUUGUUGAUUUAGAAGUAUUACAAAAAGAAAAUUUUAAAAAUUCUCCAAAAGUUGAUAUUUCCUCUUAUUUGCCUUCAAAUAUUGUACAAAGAGCAGGAGGUGUUGCUCGCAAUCAUGCAGAGGCUCUUGCUCGUUUAGGAAUUGAUGUUGUUUUAUUUUCUGCUUUUGGCACAGAUUUAAAUGGAAAGGCUGACUUUGGAGCUAAUUUUCUUUUAAAAAAAUUGGAGGGAUUAAAAAACUUGAAUUUCUCUCAUUCAUUAUUUUGUAAAUAUUUGGGGACAGCUACUUUUAUUUCAAUUAGCAAUUCCUCUAAAGGAAUUAUACAAGGAUUUAUUUCUGCAGACGAACUUCUAAGCAAAAUUGAUUCUGAAUAUGUAAAUAUAAUUUAAAUUUAUUAAAAUAAUAUUUUCAGGCUCCCUCGGAUAAUUACUUUCAUUUAAAUAAUUUUGAGUUCAAUUUCCUCUUUUUCCUCCUUCAAAUAGUUCGCUCCGCCACCAAAACUAAUUUUUUAAAUGUUUAGCCGGUAAUAUUUCGGCUGACGCUCCCUCCCAUCGUUUCUGGUUUCCCUUACCAUUAUGAGCUUUUGUGCCACCUCUUGUCUUUAAAAAUUUAAUUUUUAGAUUGAUAAAAUUUC
Molecule: messenger RNA, 1835 nt
Organism: Meloidogyne enterolobii
Lineage: Eukaryota; Metazoa; Nematoda; Chromadorea; Rhabditida; Meloidogynidae
Source: the annotation of a GenBank genome assembly